AUGUCAGGCUCAGUCGCUGUUGCCCGCCCGUCGCAGCCUCCCCGUUUGCGCCGGGAGUCACAGCGCCCUGGCGUCGCGCGCACCAUGACCCGCCAGUCCAACAUGGAGGACGAGGGCGUGAAGCAGGAGGAUGCCCGCAAAUAUGUCUAUACGCAGCAAGACAUCCUGGCCAGGCACAAGGGCAAGCCGCCGUCGCUCCGUGUCUACCUGCACCCCAAGCACUUCCGCUUGAACGACUCCCAGGAGACGCUGUCCUAUGCCUCUCCUAUGCGCGAGCUGCUGCAGGCCAUCAAGGACAAGGAGGUGCCCCACAACAUGGUCGAGGAGCUCUACGAGUUCAACACGCCCUGGUACGACAACUGCCUCAUCGUCGAAGUUCACGACUACCGCUCCGCCGGCGUCAAGCCCAAAGAUGAUACCAACAGCACGGGCGAGGCCGGCACCAGCGCCUUCUCUAUCCACAACUACAACAACUUCAUAACGCCCUCCCCCUUCGCUCCAUUCCCAGUCAACAAGCCCGAUGCGAAGCCUGGCCAGCCUAACGCACAGAGCAAAGACGACGAGACCAAGGAGGACAAGGAGAACAUGCCCGCUCCGGGUCAGAACGGCGCCCUGUCGAAGCAGCCUGGGAUUGGCAAGGUCAGGACAGUGGUGCUGUUUCCGACUCCGCAGUCGCAACUGGCCGACAUGCAGCUUCUGGCCACCACGCCCGUCCCUGACAUGGCCACCCUCAAAAGAAUGCAGGCCCAGGGCAGGGCUGGGGGCAUGCCACCGACUCCAAUGACUGCAGUACCCUCAACGCCCACCUUUCCUAAUGGGCCCAGUCCGAAGCGGCAGAAAAUGGUCCUUGACGACAGCAACGUGCACGAGUUCGAGGCUGAGUUUUUGAACGCUACAUGCCCGCCCCUCUACCUGGAACCAACCAAGAGCUUCGGCCAAUCCCUCGCUCUCAUGGAUGCCAUCACACAUCCGAACAAUAAGAACCCCGCGCCUCCACGCAAGACUCGUAAGAGGACUACCGCCGAAUUGGCUGCCGACGAGGCCGAAGCGCAGAACAUGCAGCGCUUCAUGUUGGCAGGCGACGAGUACCAGAGCAUCAUGACGGCCACCGCUACAGGCAACGACGACAACGCCGUGCGCGCUGCUGCGAAUUCCCAGACCUUCGCCCGCUUCAAGACUAUUGCUAACAUCCGCGCAAAUCACGAGGAAGCCGACCGGAGGAAGAAGGAAGAAGAUGCUCGAAUUGCUCAGGCCAAGCGUGCGGCGCAGAUGGAGGCCGAGAUCCAGAGAAAAAGGGAGAUGGAGAACAGGCAGCAAGCCGAGCUUGCGGAGCGUCAACAGCAGCAACAAGCCCUUCGUCAGCAAGCGCAUCAGGCGCAACUACAGCAAAACCAGCAACAGAACGAGGCCGCGCGAGCCGCUGCGGCAGCACAGCACCAGAUGUCCAAUGCGGCAGCGAUACAGGUUACACAGACACCCUAA
Alternaria postmessia is the source of this 1482-nucleotide messenger RNA. RefSeq lists its product as uncharacterized. NCBI's taxonomy places the organism in Eukaryota, Fungi, Ascomycota, Dothideomycetes, Pleosporales, Pleosporaceae. The record is from RefSeq and is a predicted model, not a curated record. The transcript is spliced from 2 exons. Gene Ontology annotation, cellular component: ribonucleoprotein complex. Bases 1 to 1482 code for a protein of 493 amino acids. Gene Ontology annotation, biological process: selenocysteine incorporation. Gene Ontology annotation, molecular function: mRNA 3'-UTR binding; ribonucleoprotein complex binding; selenocysteine insertion sequence binding.